CUAGAAGUCUGAUGGAUGCUUCAGCUUCAGCAUGUUGUUCAGUAGAGAAAACCGCAAUAGGCUUCAAUGGAUACUCAAAAAUCAAUAAUAUUAGUAAAAAUUCUAGGGAUUUGUUUUAAAAGAUUGACAGUUUCCGGCAACUAAGAUACGACAUUUCGUCAUGCCUUGAAACUACUUGACUUUUGCCCUUUUUUGUUGAGCACCAAAAAUGGAGGAACUAGAUGCAUUGUUGGGUUUAAAGAACACUAUUAGUAAAAACGAGAAACCAAAACUUCUAGCAAGUGAAAAUACCAAUUCUGAAGUAGAAAAUUUAUCGGAUGCUAAGUUCGUCGCCUUUACAGAGUCACCGAAGCCCUUCAGUUUAGAUGAAAAUACAAAAUUUAUAAAGUUAGAAACCAACGAACCAUUUACACUUAGAAGCAUAUAUUUUGCUUGGCUCCUGAGAGAUUCCAGUAUUGCUGACUAUAUCCAACAAUGCUCGGAGUAUGGUAUUCGCAAUUUAACCUUUUUGGAAAGAACCGAUUUGAUUUCUUGGUUAGAAGGUUCUGCUGAAAGCGAACAUAUUGUCGGAUUAGAAGCUAAACAAACUGAAAAGGCAGAGGUUCCAACAAGAGAACAGAAAGUUGGAGAAAAAAGUGAUCAGGUAAAAUGGUUGCAAAAUAACUCUCGUGUUGUCUCCAAUCAUAAUACUAUCCUACAUGGUGCCAAGCCUACGAACUUUCUCUCCUUGCGUAAAGAUGUUUUAGAUUAUAUCCACAUGAAUAAAAGUUCUCAUGGCCCAGCUGCUGAAGAUGCUGACAAGUCUGCUAAAAGAAGAAAUCGUGAUCCUAUUAUUUUACUCUCACCAUCUGCUUCUUCUCUUUUGACUAUGCACAACGUAAAGAAGUUUCUUGAAGAAGGCAUUUUUGUACCACCUCUCGAAGCUGCUCAAGCCGCAGGCGGCGGACGCGGCUCAGAAUUGGUAACCGUGAAUCAUAGAAGUUCAAAAUCCAAUUUUGGUACUAUGCGGUUCAUUGUAGUAGAUAACACGGAGAACUUUAAGCCGGACUAUUGGAGUCGUGUGGUGUGCGUUUUUACCACAGGUCAGGCUUGGCAAUUCCGUGAUUAUAAAUGGUCAGAACCCCAUCAGCUUUUCCACCAUGUUAAAGGCUUCCUUGUUCAGUACGUCGGUGAUGCUCCACAUCCCGCUACAAGAGAUUGGAAUGUUGAAGGUGUCUUUGUUGAACGUGUUCGACGACAUACCGAUCGUGAGGUUGUCAGCCAGUUAUGGGACAAAUUAGAGCGAUGGAUGGAAAAUCGGUGGCCUCUUUUGACCGGCAACAGACGAUAAAUAUUACCAUCCUUGAGGAUUACAUGUCUUUAAAGCUCUCCUUUCCAUUAUUUUCUUUCGCAGAUAUCUGGUAAAGACUACUUCUACUAUUAUCUAUCCUCAUACUCAUAUGUACAAGGAGGUGUUCAUAUUUUCAAAAUCAUUUAUACCUAAUCCAUAAAAUAAUUUUUUAAUGUACAUGAAGAAGGAGUAGCAGGGUACGCUCAAAAUCCCCGUACCCGGCGUGGGGCUUUUGCUCGUAUCACUGCUUUUCUAGCAGGUUUUUUUGGUGCAUCAUCAUUAGAGUUUUUUUUUCUGGCAUCCGUCUCACGAUCUGCCACAAUCUGUUCUUCUAACUUCGCUUUAUUAGAGUAAACACGUUCGUAAUUUUCUGUCUCGUUACGAACACGUUCU
This is a messenger RNA of Schizosaccharomyces octosporus yFS286, 1723 nucleotides long. Its product is annotated as Cdc73 family RNA polymerase II accessory factor. NCBI's taxonomy places the organism in Eukaryota, Fungi, Ascomycota, Schizosaccharomycetes, Schizosaccharomycetales, Schizosaccharomycetaceae. Gene Ontology annotation, cellular component: Cdc73/Paf1 complex. The record is from RefSeq and is a predicted model, not a curated record. Gene Ontology annotation, molecular function: RNA polymerase II complex binding. The coding region runs from base 209 to 1330 and encodes 373 amino acids. The transcript is spliced from 4 exons. Gene Ontology annotation, biological process: transcription elongation by RNA polymerase II; positive regulation of transcription elongation by RNA polymerase II.